Molecule: messenger RNA, 291 nt
Organism: Notechis scutatus (mainland tiger snake)
Lineage: Eukaryota; Metazoa; Chordata; Lepidosauria; Squamata; Elapidae
Source: RefSeq, a predicted model, not a curated record
AUGGAUGAGGUCUCUGAGAGUGAGGACUCAGAUAUUAUAUUGAGGACAGAACUUUUGCCACCUUUCAGAAAACAUACAUAUGACACAAUGAAGAUUAUCCAUCAAGCACAUGGCUCUAAGACCAAUGAACUUGUUGUGAGUUUAGAGGAUGAUGACAAACUCAUUUUGCCAGAAGACAGCACCUUGAGAGCAGCUGGUGUAGCGAAUGAAACGGAGCUUGCAUUUUUCUGCAUGGACGAUUACAGAAAAUAUAAAACCCAUCCUGUUGCUACUUGGUGAUGACCAAGAAAA